AUGGCAAAAGAAACAAAGGAUUCUGUCAGUGUCCAUCUGGAUAUUCUGGAACUUCUUGUCAAGUUGCCGGGUUCCGAGACAGGAGACCACGUAUUGCCACAGAAAGUAGUAUGUGUUUUGCAUGAGGAAUGUUCAAUUCCAUUUACAGUCACGUCAAGUGCUAAGCCACCUUCAGUGCGCCCUGGACAUACUGAAGCAGGAUUGUCAUCAAAGGGAACAACAAUAAUACCGGAUCCUAAAAAUCCUGGUACCUUCCUUUCUCAAAUGAAUGUUGUCGGUACUACACCUGGCGUACACAAAACCUGUGUUCAAACAGGCGAUAAUAGAGAGACAACUAGCGAUGAAUUUUGUUUUGAAGUCGAAGUAAAAUCUCCAGAUUCCUACCAUCAUGAGGUGAAGACGAGUCAGCCUUACUUUGUAACACCAACAAUACCACAUGAUUCUGUGACACAAUGUGUACCAGGGAAAUCUUGUCAUGUCCUCCUGUUCAUGUCUGGUGGUGUUUAUCCUGAAUGUCCCUCAGUAGAACAGACUCAAGGACCAACAGAUGAUCUCCAUCUUUUUACGUCUGCUGAUAAUACUAAAUUGAUUGGUAAUUGCACUGCAGACGUUACAUUGACCCCACCUUCAGGGUCAACAGGAAAAUACAGAUUCUGUUUCAAAACAUUUCUUCCAAAUAUACCAGGAGAAAUUAGAUGUUUUUUUGUGAAAUACAUGGAUUAUACUGCUCCAAGUCCGUCUUGUAUAGGAACCAAUUGCCAGGAUGGUAGUGUAUGUGAUAUUAUAAAUAAACAACCAACAUGUAUUUGUGCUUUGUUGCAGUCUGGACCACAUUGUGAGCAAGCUGGUUCCUCUGGUACCCCUCAUACAUCAUCAUCACCAAUAAUUACUGAUUUACCUCUACCUAAAGUAAUACGAUGUGAAGUUGGUAAAGUUUGUGUCAUACCUACUUUAGUAAAUGGAGACAUAAAUAAUCCGCCAAAAGUAACAACACCUAGUGGUAAUCCAAAUGUUAUAAUUAUAUCAACUCCUCCAUCUAACAACACAGAUAAUAAAUAUCCCAAAGGAACAUACAAAAUUAAUCGUUUAGUAAACGUUACAAAAGAAGGAAUAUAUGAACAGUGCAUGAUUUUACAGAACGGAGGGAAACAUUGUUUUCAGAUAGAAGCCGUCAAAAACAAAAACAGUACUCAAGCUACCUCUAAUCCUAGUGGUCAUUUUGUCAGUCCAUCAUUACCACCUGAUUCUACGGUUGUCUGUAAGCCAGCAACUACGUGUCAUUUGAUUUUAUAUCAACGACCUAAAAGUGGCAGAUGUGUGCCAGCUGUGGGAGAAAUGUUACCAGGAGGUACAUAUAUUGUGUCGCCAUCUUCUCCUGAUGAUGCUGGAUUCUGUGAGACAGAUAUUGUUUACAAACCCAUGGCUGGUGCUAAGAGUCAAAAAGUGUGUGUCAGAGCCAAGGUAGCUAAUAAUAGUGAUGGAGAAUUGAGAUGUUUCAAAAUUGAUCCGUCCUUAAACGAUACAAAUCCAUGUCACACUGCAAUAUGCCAUACAGGGGAGUGUGUCUUGACAAUAGAUGAGGAUGUUGAGUGUAAAUGUCGACUAGGAGCAACUGGGAAAUCCUGCAACCAAGAUACAAAGAAUUUAAUCACCGGAAGUGCUAUUAGUGGAAAGCCUGGUUUUGUGGACACAGUCAAACCAGAAAAGAUUAUUUGUUAUACAGGACAGUCGUGUGGUAUACCAGUAGCUGUGACCAGUAAUGGUGGACAAAGUACUACAGUAAGAGUUACGGAUGUACCACCAACAGACUUGACACUUUCACCUAUACCAGGCACCAAUAUAUCACAUUCUAUUGUACAAAUACAGUCUACCAACCAAGCAAAUCUGACCAAAUGUGUUGUUGCUAUUGAGUCAGGGCAGGAAAAAGAUAAAUUAUGCUACAAAAUAGAAUUCAUAACGGGUCCUCCACCAUCUCAGAAUGGAUCACAAUUUACAGAAAACUCUCUUGGACCAAAUUCUGAAGUACAUUGUGAAACAAGUAUUGUCUGUCAUCUCAUAGUGGAGACUACACAGCAAGGAACGCAAUGUCCAAGGAUUAAAAAUACCAACCCUAGUGUUCAAGGAGACGAGAUAUCAGACGUGUAUGUGUUUAAUCCAAAACAGUCCACUGUAAAUUCUACAAUAAAGUGUACAACAGAUGUAGCUAUUAAACCUAGUUUGUCAGAAGCUGGAAAGAAAGAAGUCUGUGUCACAAUUGAGAAAAGCUCAGGAAGUCAAAGUGAUACAAGAUGUUACAAAGUACUUGUUGAAAGAGGUGAUGCUUGCAAACCAGUGGAAUGUUUAAAUGGAGGUAUUUGUAAAAGUGUCGACAAUAAUGAAGGAAUAGCGGUCUGUGUUUGUCCAUUAUCCUACUCAGGGAACAGAUGUCAAAACAAAAAAGACAAUUCAGUGACACCAUUCAAAGGAGAGGAAAUUCCAGAUGCAGUUAAAAACAAAGGAAUUCCAAGAUUUACAGCGACAUCCUUACCUGAGACGAUCCAUUGUGUUGUAGAUAAACCCUGUCAUCUACCAAUGAGGGUUACAGAUCCUACUGGAAAUAUCCCUGUGGUAGGAUUUGGACAAGUAGAUCCAGGAAUAAUUACAUCUCCAGCCACAGUAACACCUAGUGGUAAUAGAACAUAUACAACUGAUGUGGUAGUUACUCCUACAAAACUUGGAAAAAGAAGAGUUUGUGUACAGACAAAGAACACAGAAAAUGUUAAUAUGGAUGAAGUAUGCUACAAUAUUGAAACAAGUGAAAAGACUACUUCAGGUCAAGGAUCACCAAAGUUUACAGAGUCAACUAUCAGUGAGAAUUCUGUUAUUGUUUGUCAACCAGGACAAACUUGUCACAUUCCACUGACCUAUGAGUUAUCUAACAAUAAGUGUGAAAAAGUUGCUGAAACAACUUUUAUCAGAGAAAUUCAUAUCUUCCAAGAUAGUUCAGCAGUCGGCCACACCUGUACUGUAGAUGUAGGUUUUACACCAACCCAUGAUGCUGGUGGUACACAACAUAUGUGCUUCAAACCUGGAAAUAAAGGAGAAAAAAGAUGUAUAAUGGUGAAGAUUCAAGACACAUCUUCAUUAAGUUCAACACCUUGUCAGAACCAUCAUUGUUACAGAGAUGGAUUUUGUUCAGUUCCAUCCGGGACUCAAGCUGUUUGUACCUGUCGUUUAGGAUCUACUGGUUCUAGAUGUCAAACAGAUUCAACCUCAUCUGUUGUUCCAGUAACAGGGAGCGCCACUCAGAAGCCUAAUUUUGUCGAUACAGUUGUACCAAGAGAAGUAAAAUGUUACAAUGGGAGAGAAUGCUUGAUUCCGUUUGCUGUCAAUGGAAAUAGUCAAUCAGUUGAAGUUGGAGAUCAUGACAAUGGAAUGAACACAACGAUCAAACCAAGUACAAAACUAACAUCUACUGAUGGUGUUUAUGAACAUAUUUUAUCUGUUAUACCUCAAACAUCAGAGGGAAAGAAAGAGAUGUGUGUCAAAACAAAAACUGGAAAAGAUGACCAGAUAUGUUUUACGGUGGAUGUAGUUGAUCCACCUGCAAACCAAGGGACCACACCAGAUUUCACAGGAACAACAUUAGGACCAGACUCCACAGUGGAAUGUCAGACAGAAACCAUAUGUCAUGUUCAAAUACAGACAAAUAAAACUAAUGGAAAGUGCCCUGUUAUUUUAGAAAAUACAGAUAAAACGUCCAUAUCAGAUGUACAUAUUUUCCCUUCACAAACUAGCCAAUGUACAACGGAUGUAGUUUUGAAACCUCGGGUCACAGAAACUGGACAGAAACAACUUUGUGUUCAUUUUGACGCUGGAACUGUAUCAAAACAGGAAAACAAAGAGAGAUGUUUUAAAGUAACAGUCUCAAAUAAAAUAGAUCCUUGUGUUCCUGUUUACUGUACGAAUAAUGGUGAAUGUCAAAUUAACAAUGGACAGGGAGAGUGCAUAUGUCCUUCAGGAUUCACAGGGGAGAAAUGUGAAAAUGUUAAAUCAGAAAAAGCAACAGCAGUAAAUCUAGGUGCAAUACAUCCGGCACUAGAACUACCUCAUUUUACAAAGACAGCUGUCCCCAAGAUAAUCAAAUGUGUACAGGAUAUGCCAUGUCAUUUACCAUUGACAGUUACCGACCCUAGUGGGAAGAAACCAUCGGUAAAGUAUGGUAAAGUAGACCCAGGUGUAGAUACGGAAAAACCUGAGCUUACACCUUUAAAUGGAACAAAAGAUUUUACUACUGAUAUAACAAUUACACCACAGGAACCAGGGACUAAAAGUCUUUGUGUGCAGACCGAGACAUCAAUGGGCAUGAACGUAGAUGAAAUUUGCUACCAAAUUCAAACUUCAGCAAUAAGACCUUCUCCUGGUGGUCAUCCCGCUUUUACCGCACCAACAGUAACAGACUCGUCUACACUACUAUGUGAGAUAGGAGACAUUUGUCAUAUACCAUUGACUUAUGAAGGACUUAAAGGCACUUGUGAAGUAGUAACUGAAUUGCCAACUCAUACAGAUGGAGUACACAUAUUUAAACCACCUGUACAGCCCACAGCUAUAGAGAAAACUUGUACAACAGAAAUUGCUUACAAACCUUCGACAACUGGACCUACAAAACUCUGCUUUAAACCAGGAUCAUAUGGAGAAAAACGAUGUAUAAACUUUCAAGGGGAACCAAAAGGCAACAAAUUAUCAACUCCUUGCCAAAGUCUACAUUGCCAAAACAAUGGUGAAUGUAUCGAAGAUAAUCAAGGAAUUGCAAAAUGUGUCUGUACUCUAGGAAAAUCUGGUGUAGACUGUAGUCAAGGUUCAAGUAACUUUAUAACAGACACAGUAAACCAUACAAAGCCUGCCUUUAUAGAUACAGUACUACCGCAGACCAUUGUUUGUUAUAAACUGGAGAAUUGUACAGUUCCAUUCGUUGUCACCAGUACUGCAGGGAUACCUACAGUCAAGAUUGGACAAACAGACCCAGAUCUUGUGGCCACUGGACCUUCAACAACAAUAAAGAUCAAGGGUACAAACUCAUACAAAACUGAGAUCACAAUUAAUUCAACCGAUAAAGGAGAAAAACUAGCUUGUGUACAGACAAAAGAUUUAAGUGGUAAAACAGUAGAUGAAAUAUGUAUAAAGGUUGAUGUUAAAGAUCACCCUAAGACAACUGCAACUACUUUGCCAGGAUUUACUGACAAAACAUUUGAACCAGACAGUACAUUUGGAUGUAAAGUGGACCAGGAUUGUCAUCUACCAAUGGAAACUACAAAAAAUACAAAUGGAAAAUGUCCUACAUUAUCCAAAGAUAUACCGAAAACAACAAUACAAGAUGUCCACCCUCUGGAGACCAUAUUAUCUACAGUAGAUAGCACCUGCCAAACAGAUGUUGUUAUUCAUCCAAAUAGUACUGAAAUGGGUAUCCAUAAAAUCUGCAUUCAAAUUAAUGUCAGUCCGUCAGAAGACCCAAGAUGUUAUCGUUUUAACGUAACAGAAUCACAAAUUACACCUUGCCAAGCCAAGAAUUGUCUCAGAGAUGGAUUUUGUACAGUUACGUCUGCGAAGCAAGCUGUGUGUACCUGUCGUUUAGGAUCUACUGGACCUAGUUGUCAAACGGAUUCAACCGCAUCUGUUGUUCCAGUAACAGGAAGUGCAAACCAAGAGCCUACUUUUGUUGAUACAGUUGUACCAAGAGAAGUAAAAUGUUACAAGGGCAUAGAAUGCUUGAUUCCAUUUGCUGUCAAGGGAAAUAAUCAGUCAGUUGAAGUCGGAGAUCAUGACAAUGGAAUGAACCUAACGAUCAAACCUAGUACAAAACUAACGUCCACUGAUGGUGUGUAUGAACAUAUUCUGUCUGUUAUACCUCAAACAUCAGAGGGAAAGAAACAGAUGUGUGUCAAAACAAAAACUGGAAAAGAGGACCAUAUAUGUUUUACAGUGGAUGUUCUUGAUCCACCAACAAACCAAGGAACGACACCAGAUUUUACAGGAACAACAUUAGGUCCAGACUCCACAGUAGAAUGUCAGACAGGAGCCCUAUGUCAUGUUCAAUUACAGACAAAUCUAGUUAAUGGAAAGUGCCCUGCUAUCUUAAAAAAUACAAACAAGACAUCUAUAUCAGAUGUACAUAUAUUCCCGUCACAAACUACCAAAUGUACAACUGAUGUAGUUUUGAAACCUGGGGUGACAGAAACUGGACAGAAACAACUGUGUGUUCGAUUUAACGCUGGGACUAUUUCGAAACAGCUAGACAAAGAGAGAUGUUUGAAAGUGAUAGUUUCAAACACGACAGAUCCUUGUGUUCCUGUUUAUUGUAUGCAUUAUGGUGAAUGUCAAAUAAACAAUGGACAGGGGGAAUGUAUAUGUCCUUCAGGAUUCAUAGGAAACAAAUGUGAAACUGUUAAAUCAGAAAAAGUAACAGCAGUAGAUCUAGAUGUAUUAAAACCUGCACAAGAAAAACCUCAUUUUACAAAUACAGCUGUCCCUAAAAUAAUCAAAUGUGUACAGAAUAUUCCAUGUCAUUUACCAUUGACAGUAACCGACCCUAGUGGACACAAACCAUCAGUCAAGUUUGGAAAAGUUGACCCAGGAAUAGAUACGGAUAAAUAUGUGCUUACACCUGUAAAUGGUACAAAAGAUUUUACUACUGAUAUAAAAAUUACUCCACAGAAUCCAGGAACUAAACAUCUUUGUGUUCAAACCCAGACAUCAUUUGGAAUGAAUGUAGAUGAGAUUUGCUAUCAAAUUCAAACUUCAGCAACAAAACCAUCUGUUUUUGGUAAUCCAGCUUUUACAGCACCAACAGUAACAGACUCAUCUACACUACUUUGUGAGAUAGGAGAACUUUGUCAUAUACCAUUGACUUAUGAAGGACUAAAUGGCACUUGUGAAGAAGUAAAUGAAUUGCCAACACACACUGAUGGAGUACAUAUACUCAAACCAUAUGUACUAUCCACAGCUGUGGGGAAAACUUGCACAACAGAAAUAGCUUACAAACCUUCAACAACUGGACCUACAAAAAUCUGUUUUAAACCAGGAUCAUUAGGAGAAAAACGAUGUGUCAACAUUGAAGGGGAACCAUCAGGGAAAAAGUUAUCAUCUCCUUGCCAAAGUCUUCAUUGCAAACAUAGUGGUGAAUGUAUCGCAGAUAAUCAAGGAAUUCCUAAAUGUUACUGUACUCUAGGAAAAUCUGGUGUUGAUUGCAGUAAAGAUUCAAGUAACUUUAUAACAGACAGAGUAAACAAGACAAAGCCUGCCUUUAUAGACACAGUACUACCACAGACGAUUGUUUGUUAUAAACUGGAGAAAUGUACCGUACCAUUCGUUGUCACUAGUACUGCAGGGAAUAAACCAACAUUAAAGCAAGGACAAACAGACCCAGAUAUAGUGGCAACUGGACCUUCAACACCAAUACAGAUUAAGGGUACAGACUCGUAUAAAACUGAUAUCACAAUUAAUUCAACAGAUAAAGGAGAAAAACAAGCUUGUGUUCAGACCCAAGAUUCAAGUGGUAAAGCAGUAGAUGAAAUAUGUAUAAAGGUUAAAGUUAUAGAUCAUCCCAAGACAGCUACAACCACUUUGCCAGGAUUUACUGAGAAAUCAUUUAAACCAGAGAGUGUACUUGGAUGUAAAGUGAACCAGUAUUGUCAUUUACUUAUGGAAACUACAAAAAACUCAAACGGAAAAUGUCCUUCUUUAUCCAAAAGUAUACCAAAAACAACAAUACAAGAUGUCCACCCUAUGGAGUCCAUAUUAUCUAUAGUAGAUAAUAUUUGUCAAACAGAUGUUGUUAUUCAUCCAAAUAGUACUGAAAUGGGUAUCCAUGAAGUCUGCAUUCAAAUUAAUGUCAGUCCGUCAGAAGAACCAAUAUGUUAUAAAUUAAACGUAACACAACCACUGGUUACAACUACAACCUUAACCUCAACAGUAUACGUAGCAACUACAACUAGCAUGGAAACAACUAUUACUACAACAGUUAGUAGUUUAAAAACUACAAAGGUAGCUUCAAAAACAAACAAUACAACAACAACUAAAGCUUUAGUAGCAUCAAAUAAAAGUCAGACAUUACAAGGAAUAGCCACAAUAAACAAUCCAAAAGCAGUAGCAACAACAGAUAAUACUAAAACAACAAUAGCAGCAGUCAAAAUAAAAACUAUAACCAUAGCACCAGCAUCAGCAUCAGUAUUAACCAAUACUACAAUGGCAGGAAAAUUCAUUGGUCAUAAGACACUGUUAGGAGUAGCCACAACAGGUACCAACGCAAAAUCAAAUAUAGCAGUCACCAUAACACACAGUAUAAACAUAAAAGAUUUCUUCAAACACGAUGGCAAAACAACAAAGAUAGCAUUGCCAACCCCCAAUGGUAAUCCAAUGAAGGCAGUUACAACAUCAAAUGGUAAAGCGACCACUUUAGCAGCCACAACCAACACAAAAAAUGCUUUUGUAACAAUAUUAACUUACAUUAGAAAGACAAACGGAUCAACCAUCGAUGCCAAAACUAUGAAAGGUCCACAAGGUAGCUGCAAUCAAAUGACCGCUGCCCAAGCACUUGAAGCUGCUCAGAUGGGCAGAGUUUCAUGUUAUUGUAUGGUCAAUGGUACAAGGAGAGAAAUCAUCAGAAGCAAUCCAAAGGCAACAACUGAACAGUUACUGAAGGCUGCUGGGAUAGGAGCUGGAAGUACAUCGGGUGCCAUGUUGAUAGCCUGGCUUAUUUAUAUGUUAGUGUCAAAGGUCAAAAGCAGUGCACAAAAUAAACUGCCACCUACACCCAGACCAAGGAAGGUAAAACCAUCCAGGAGAAAGUCGCUUGGAUCAGCAUUUACGUGAAAUAAAGUGACUUUUACAUAAUAUUGAACUUUUUGUGUUUAUAAUUUUUAGAAUGUACUGUGAUUUUUUGUUGAUAAUUCUGUUAUUUUUCAG
Mytilus trossulus (common blue mussel) is the source of this 8940-nucleotide messenger RNA. RefSeq lists its product as uncharacterized. The record is from RefSeq and is a predicted model, not a curated record. The transcript has 90 exons. NCBI's taxonomy places the organism in Eukaryota, Metazoa, Mollusca, Bivalvia, Mytilida, Mytilidae. Gene Ontology annotation, cellular component: protein-containing complex; plasma membrane. Gene Ontology annotation, biological process: heterophilic cell-cell adhesion; establishment or maintenance of epithelial cell apical/basal polarity. The coding region runs from base 1 to 8847 and encodes 2948 amino acids.